Messenger RNA from Argentina anserina (silverweed cinquefoil), 411 nucleotides. RefSeq lists its product as uncharacterized. Lineage: Eukaryota; Viridiplantae; Streptophyta; Magnoliopsida; Rosales; Rosaceae. The record is from RefSeq and is a predicted model, not a curated record. The transcript is spliced from 2 exons. The coding region runs from base 1 to 411 and encodes 136 amino acids. Gene Ontology annotation, molecular function: RNA-DNA hybrid ribonuclease activity; nucleic acid binding.
AUGCUGCUGAGGAAUGGAAAAAUGCUUUGCACAAAGUUAGUGUCUUCUACUUGUGUUAACAUGUUUUCUUGGGUUAAACCCCCUGAACAUUGUUUUAAGAUCAAUGUGGAUGGCACACGAUCUGGCCAUUCAAGCAAGAUUGCUUGGGGAAUGUACUAUGGUUUGAAAUUGGCCAGGGAUCUUAACAUUUCCAACAUUGAGAUUGAGGCAGAUUCUGCCAUUUUGAUUAAUCUUCUUCAGAGAUCUGAUCUUUCUCUUCAUCCCCUUGGCUCUCUUAUCACUGAUUGCCACCACCUCUUAUCUUCUAUGGACAAUCCUAAAAUUAAUCAUGUCUUUAGGGAGUGCAAUAUGACUGCGGAUUCCCUAGCUAAGAAUAGCAUUAAGUAUGCUCCUGGUUUGAUCAAGUUCUGA